AUGUACCAAGGCAAGGGCGGGCAGUACGGAGCGGGAGGCUGGUAUGGCUGGCAGCAUCAGAACUUUGAGGAGCAACAAUGGUGCGCGUGGAACGGAGCGCCGGGCGGAGAGUGGCCGUCGGAGCCUCAUCAUUUCCCGAAGCGGGAGCCGGGAGAAAGAGAGAUUGGAGAAAUGCCUUCACCGGCACGGGGAGAUUUGGCAAGCCCUGGAGAAGGUUCGCCAGGUUCAAGACCCUCACAACCAGCACACCCGCCGGCACCGCCGCGAUCGCCUUACGAGUGGAUGAAGAAGCCUAACUACCAGACACAACCUAAUCCAGGUAAAACUCGGACAAAGGACAAAUACCGGGUGGUGUACAGUGAUCAUCAGCGACUAGAGUUAGAAAAAGAGUUCCAUUACAGCCGAUACAUCACCAUCCGGCGCAAAGCCGAGCUGGCGGCAAGUCUUGGUUUAUCUGAGCGACAGGUAAAAAUAUGGUUCCAAAAUCGACGCGCUAAAGAACGUAAACAGGUAAAGAAGCGUGAAGAGGUCGUGAUGAAGGAUAAGGGAGACCAUACUUCACUGCAACACGCGCAAUUACAUCACGCCACUAUGCUUCACCACCAGCAAAUGAUGAACGGCAUGAUGCAUCACCACCAUUACCACCAAGGCGUAUUACAGGGCGUGCCAGAGCCGCUGGUACCCGGUGUGCCCCCGGUACCACUGCUGUGA
This is a messenger RNA of Parnassius apollo (apollo), 711 nucleotides long. Lineage: Eukaryota; Metazoa; Arthropoda; Insecta; Lepidoptera; Papilionidae. The record is from the annotation of a GenBank genome assembly.